AUGUCGUAUAUGCACAUUUCAACAGCCUUUGUAUUAUAUGUAGCAUUUAAUUCGUUUUCAGCUGCAGAAAAUAUUGCUCGGAAUGAGUUUGAUCAGGUUAAAAAUGUGAUGAAGAUGUUACAAGAGAAAGUUAAAACACAAGAGGCCAGGAUAAUAGACCUCGAAAAGGAAAUCGAAGCAUUGAAAAAUGGUGACGAAGGGUCGAGCAAACGGGCUAUGACGGAGAGCCGGAGACAGGAUGAAAAAGAGAAACAGCCGCCACCUCACUCGUACAAUCACCAGAAAGGCAAAAUGAUAGAUAUGCAAGACAAUGUUAACCAGGAAAAGCUAGGAAUACGAACCGUCCCUGCACCAACCGAGUGCAUGAUAGCGUUUUAUGCUUACAUGUCUACAACAGAGACUUACCCUGGUACUCACCACACCAUCAUAUAUGACAACGAGGUGACUAAUAUUGGAAACGGAUAUAACAGACUUUCCGGAAUAUUUACCGCUCCAGUUGAUGGUGUUUACGUAUUCUCGUGGACAAUAUUUAUGGGUCAUCCUGGUGAAUACAAAACAAUUGAGUUAAUGCUUAACAGCCGGCGUGUCGGAGCUUCUUAUGUUUAUGACUUGAAUGCAUAUUCCUCAGUUUCUGGUACCGCCGUUCUCUCUAUGCAGAAGAACGACAUAGUUUUUACAAGAACCUUUGCUACCUUUCCUCCUCAUGGUGCGAUACUGAUUGAUUACUUGAUGCGUUCUGCUUUCACUGGAUGGUGUCUGUCUUGUCAUUAAA
Magallana angulata is the source of this 772-nucleotide messenger RNA. RefSeq names its product complement C1q tumor necrosis factor-related protein 3-like. Gene Ontology annotation, molecular function: protein binding. The coding region runs from base 1 to 771 and encodes 256 amino acids. NCBI's taxonomy places the organism in Eukaryota, Metazoa, Mollusca, Bivalvia, Ostreida, Ostreidae. The record is from RefSeq and is a predicted model, not a curated record. The transcript is spliced from 2 exons.